AUGGAUCCCCGACUGAUGCACAUGCCAUUAGUUAUACCUACCUGGCUUGCCUUCGGACUAGAACGGAAAUCUCACCAGCGUCCGGGCCACGGGCCUUUGCGGCAGGGUCGAAUCGCUGCCGACGGCCAAUCCCGCAACCCGUCACGGCGCAACCCCGUCGCCUGCUACGGACAUGGGCUGGUCUCUUCGGCAAUCGACAGUGCCCAACCAGGACUGCCUUUCCCCGUUUCGACACCGGAGCCUCCUCGGCGCCGCCGUGCUCUCAGCCAGUCUUGUCACAUUGCACAAGGAAACAUGAUUUUCUUGACAAGACCCUAUGUCCACCCUGCCUCAGCCGCCAUGUAUGCCGCAUACAUACGAGCCGACGGCUCUCGUCACGCCUUCCUUGGUGUGCUUUUCUCUUUCCUCCGAGUCAGGCAGGAACGCGCAUAA
Molecule: messenger RNA, 432 nt
Organism: Cordyceps militaris CM01
Lineage: Eukaryota; Fungi; Ascomycota; Sordariomycetes; Hypocreales; Cordycipitaceae
Exons: 2
Coding region: 1-432 (143 amino acids)
Source: RefSeq, a predicted model, not a curated record